GAGCUGGCCCAGCUCCAUCCGUGCCCCUGCGGUGGGAUGCUGUGGGACUGGGGGGGAAGAGGGAGGCGGCAGUGGGUGCUGGGCCUGGGGGCAGGAGGGGAAGGGAAGGAGAAGUAGGGCUGAAGAACAAAAUGGUUAAAUGAUGCCUGUGGGAGGAGAAGGUGGAACUGUGCAGGAGAAGGAGGAGUAGUAGGAGGAAGAGGAGUGUGAGGAAGAGUAGAGGAGGAGCAGAAACAGGUAGCACCAAAAGGUUCCACCCCUCCUUGUAUCUGCAGCCUCCCCCAGCCCCAGAAGUGUUGCCCCCCCUCACAUGCAUCAGGUGACCAGGGAUCCAUGAUUUUCACAACGCUGAAUCUUGGUGUUUCUGAGCUUUACUGGGCUAAAUGUUGGUGCUUUGGUUCUUUGCAGGGGUUGAAUCUUUCUCUUUUGGAGGGCGUUUUGGCUCAAUCUUAAUGCUUGGGGAGUUUUUGAUCUGUGUCUCAAUGUUUGGAUGAUUUUUGGGCUGACUCUUGGUGUUUUGGAGGUCCUUACAGACACAAGAUGCCCAAUGACUUUCUGAGACGAACUUGGGUGAAGAGGAACCCCCAGCCCAAAGCACUCUCCUCAUGUUUAUUUCCUCCAACCACGAUUUCUCAUUCCCAAGCCUUGGCCAGAUGGAGGAGGAGGAAAAGCCUUGGAGAUCCCAAAUGAGGAGGGGCUGCAAACCCAGCCCAGGGAGCUGCAUGAUAGAACAACCCGCCCUGUGCCAGGAAGGCAGCAGGAAGUCCAGCAGGAGCUCAGAGCUGGUGGAGAAGCCUCAUGGUAAGGAGAAACGCUACAAGUGCUUGGAAUGUGGAAAGGCUUUCAGCCACAGCUCCAGCCUGAUCCGGCACCAGGUGAUCCACACUGGGGAAAAGCCCUACGGGUGUGGGCAGUGUGGGAGGAGCUUCAGUGACAGCUCCAACCUGGUCCGGCACCAGCGGGUCCACACUGGGGAAAAGCCCUAUGAGUGUGUGGAAUGUGGGAAGAGCUUCAGCAGUAGCUCUAACCUGAUACAACAUCAGGGGAUCCACACCGGGGAGCGGCCCUAUGACUGUGGGGAAUGUGGCAAGAGCUUCAGAAGCAUCUUUAUCUUGAUGCAACAUCAGAGGAUCCACACUGGUGAAAAGCCCUAUGAGUGUGGGGAAUGUGGGAAAAGCUUCAGCCAGAGUUCCAGCCUGAUCAGUCAUCAGGUGAUCCAUACAGGGGAACGGCCCUACACUUGCUUGGAAUGUGGGAAGAGCUUUGGGUGGAGCUCUGAACUAAGAAAACAUCAGCUCAUCCACACUGGGGAGAGGCCCUAUGAGUGUCCCAAGUGUGGGAAGAGGUUUCAGACCAGCUCCAAUCUCGUCCUACAUGAGCGGAUUCACACAGACGAGAGGCCCUUCCGCUGCCCCGACUGCGGGAAGGGCUUCAAGCACAACUCCAACCUCACUGUCCACCGGCGCAUCCACACCGGGGAGAGGCCCUACGAGUGUCCCCAGUGUGGGAAGAGUUUCUCAGACAGCUCUCAUUUGACCCGACACCAACGGAGGCACCACUAAGAGAAGCCCUGCGAGUGCCCCGAGUGCGGGAAGAGCUUCUUGCGCUGCUCCAGCUCCAUCCCCCAUGGGAGGAUCGGCGUUGGAUGAUCCCCACUGACCCCCGUUGGGCAGAGCCCUGGUGAUCCGUGGUCCUGGUGAUCCGUGUUGGGAAGACACCUGGCUGGGAGGCUCCACAUCUUCCUGGCUCCCUGUGAGCACCUGGAUGAACACAGGGGCAGGAACAUCCAUUGGGACGCAGACCAACAAUGGAAUUCCUUGGGAUUUGUUGACUUUCAAUCCAAGAAAACCUUUUGUGUUCAAUCCUAUCUUCUCGUGCCAUCAAGUAAUACUGGAUAGUUUUGGAGGUCUUUUCCAACCUCUGUGAUUCGAUGAUUUUGAUUUCCUAUGGCCCAAGGGUGCCUUCCUCAGCCAAAUGCUAAUGAACUGGGUCAAAGAUCAAGAUUUUGGAGACAGUGGGGUGGAAACCUCCCCAGACACCUUCUUCCCUCCCAACCAAGCACGUGGAUCCUAUUUGGACACAGACAUGGGAAUCCUUUUGUUUUGGCCUUGAUUUGCUUUUCAUUUCUCUUUGUCCCUUUAAAAUAUCCAACAUUUGGGUAAAAAUAAAGACAAUGAACUAAAACCUGGAUGGGGA
Poecile atricapillus (Black-capped chickadee) is the source of this 2196-nucleotide messenger RNA. Its product is annotated as zinc finger protein 239-like. Bases 606 to 1562 code for a protein of 318 amino acids. The record is from RefSeq and is a predicted model, not a curated record. The transcript has a single exon. NCBI's taxonomy places the organism in Eukaryota, Metazoa, Chordata, Aves, Passeriformes, Paridae.